Molecule: messenger RNA, 543 nt
Organism: Staurois parvus
Lineage: Eukaryota; Metazoa; Chordata; Amphibia; Anura; Ranidae
Source: the annotation of a GenBank genome assembly
UCCGCGGAAGUGGGAGCAGUCUCUGUAAUCUCCUUUACUGUCUGCAGUCUCUGGUUAUCCCCUGCACUGUCUGCAGUCUCUGGUCUUCUGUACUGUGUCCACAGUCUCUGGUCAUUCCCUGUACUAUGUCCACAGUCUCGUCAUCUCCUGUACUGUGUCCGCAGUCUCUGGCCAUCUCCUGUACUGUGUCCACAGUCUCUGGUCAUUCCCUGUACUAUUUCCACAGUCUCGUCAUCUCCUGUACUGUGUCUGCAGUCUCUGGCCAUCUCCUGUACUGUGUCCGCAGUCUCUGGUAAUCUCCUGCAGUGUGUCCGCAGUCUCUGGUCAUUCCCUGUACUAUGUCCGCAGUCUUUGGUCAUUCCCUGUACUAUGUCCGCAGUCUCUGGUCAUCUCCUGUACUAUGUCCACAGUCUCUGGUCUUCUGUACUAUGUCCGCAGUCUCUGGUCAUCUGUACUAUGUCCGCAGUCUCUGGUCAUUCCCUGUACUAUGUCCGCAGUCUCUGGUCAUCUCCUGUACUGUGUCCACAGUCUCUGGUAAUCUCC